CCCAAUGCGUCUGCUAUUCCUCUCAUUGGCGCUGCUAGCGUGUGCAGGGUUAGUGCGAGGAUAUGAAGACCAAAUGCUGGAAGAUGACGACUUUGCAGAGUUCGAGCAGUUUGAUGCUGAUGAUGAGCAGCCAGCUGCUGGAUUUAAGAAUGAUUUUUUGGACACAGAAAAGGAUGUCCCACCACAAAAGCCUAAGACUAAAGAAUUUGAAUCACCCAGGGAACAAGAGGAUGAAAUCAUUGUAGAGGAUGAGGAUAAUGAGUUUGAGCAUUUCCAUGAUCCGGAAGAGUUUGAAGGCUAUGAAGACAGCGUACCUCGCACGCCAGAGCAGCCAAAGAUCACUAUUUCUAAAGUUCCUAUAAUGAUCCGUCCACGUUGGGACGCCUACUGGCUAGAAGGCAUCUUGUGUUGUGCACUGGCAGCAUACGCGCUGGCAUACGCAGUGGGCCGUGCCAAGAACACCUCCAUUGCACAGAACUUCCUGAAGUUGCACAAGCCAUUGCUCGAUGACAACUUCACGUUAGUAGGUGAGACGGGGGUGGACGUGGUGUGCGCGCCCGGAGACCAGCGCGGCUGGCGGCGCGAGGCCGAGCACUGCUUUACCAUGUGGUGUUCGGGCCGCGUCUGCUGUGAAGGCAUGCUCCUUACACUCAAACUAAUCAAGAGACAAGACUUAGUCCAUGUGGUGCUGGGCGCGGUACGGCCGCAAACGGACACGCUGCUAGUGCGUGUGGAACUCGGCAAAGACGACAGCGAUCCCUUCGUGCUAUGUAUCGCGCAGAAGAAAAUCGCCACUAAACUCUCCAAGGAGAUGCAGGAUCUGAGUGUGUUUUGCCCAGAGCGGCGGCCGGGCGACAAGCAUGGACUUCCCUCUACAUUAUCUGUUAUGUCAGAGGUGGCAGAGGCGACUACGGCCAUCUUGGAUUCGCGCGUGACGCAAGCGCUUACACAAUAUCACCAACACAUACAGUACAUUCACAUCUCUGACCGGUACUGCGGGCCCAAGCAGAUGGAAGAGACGCAGGUGACGAAGCCGCCGGAGACGGAGCGCGUGAUGCUAGUGGGGCUGGCGUUAGGCGCGGAAGGGGGCGGCGAAGAGCUGCGGCCGCUGUUGCUUCUCAUCUUCCACCUGCUGGAUAAGCUGAAGCGCCUCAGGAUGAGCAAGGAGGCGCUGGCGAAGUGCGAGAAGCGGCGGCAGAAGGUGGCGGAAGCCUGGCUGCGCGGCGCACACGCAGCGCGACAGGAGCAGGCCGCGCAGCGCCGCGAGGAGAAGCGCAAGCAGGAGAAGGAACGCAUCCUCGCCGAAGACGAUCCCGAGAAACAACGUCGUUGGGAGCUGAAAGAGCAGAAACGUCAGCAGAAACGAAAAGCGCCGAAAAUGAAACAGCUCAAAAUGAAAGCGCUUUAAGCUAAUAUUGUCGAAGAUAUCGGAAGUGGCUACACUAUUACUUUUAAAAUAAAUGUGAGACGGGCGGAUAAUAAACCUGACCUGUGUUGAAAAGGCUGAUAACAAAUUAUAAUUUUGCGCCUAGUUUUUUGGUGCGGGAUUUUAACUUUUUUUUCAGCUGAUAUCGUGAAUUUUAAUGUCUAUUCUACCGUUAUAGGGUCCAAAAUAACUUAUAAUUAAUACAUUGAUAUAUACUACGUUAUUUGUAAAAUGUAACAACCUCGCAGGACUAUAUUACUAACAUCAU
Messenger RNA from Hyposmocoma kahamanoa, 1694 nucleotides. Its product is annotated as coiled-coil domain-containing protein 47. The transcript is spliced from 10 exons. The record is from RefSeq and is a predicted model, not a curated record. Gene Ontology annotation, molecular function: calcium ion binding. Bases 5 to 1408 code for a protein of 467 amino acids. Gene Ontology annotation, cellular component: endoplasmic reticulum. Lineage: Eukaryota; Metazoa; Arthropoda; Insecta; Lepidoptera; Cosmopterigidae. Gene Ontology annotation, biological process: endoplasmic reticulum calcium ion homeostasis.